AUGGCAUCUAGAGCUUCUCAAUAUCUUUCGCAGGACUCAAUCUAUUAUCAGCAGCAGCAACAACAGGGUCCAAGUGCGUCUGGUAAGCAUUGGGCACGUGUAUUUCUUAUUAUGUCUUGUGUAUCAACGGGCCUUAUUAUGGCCUCUAGCUUUAUGAACCUCAUUACGUUUAGCUUUGGAAUCUCAACCUUUGUCUUAGAGGUAUAUCUUGUAAUACUGAGUUUCUUUGCCCUCACGGCUGAACUUCGACAGGUGAAGUGUCUACGAGGUCUCAUAUAUCACUGGCUGAAGUAUCUUUAUUUUCUUUCCACAUACACUGGUCGAGGUUUUUUCUACAUUUUCUUGGGUACUCUUGCCUUUGGAGGGAGUGUCUUGCGUUACAUUGCAUCUGGAACUGCGGUAUCUCUCGGCAUUAUCAUGAUUGUUGUAAAUAUAUUUGUCAAACUGCCUGAGUUUGUGGAUGCACAGGUGGUUAGAGAGGAAGAAGCUGCACGCCGUGCAGCCACUACUGCAGCAGCAGCUAAUAUGUUCAACAGUGUUGUAAUGAACCCUGGUAAUGGUAAAGGUACCGCUGCUGCUGUUCCAACUGCUGGUGAUGGUUCAAAAUACAUACCACCUGGUAUGAACGAAGGGCCCAAUGCAUUGUAA
This is a messenger RNA of Trypanosoma theileri, 648 nucleotides long. RefSeq lists its product as uncharacterized. NCBI's taxonomy places the organism in Eukaryota, Euglenozoa, Kinetoplastea, Trypanosomatida, Trypanosomatidae. The record is from RefSeq and is a predicted model, not a curated record. The coding region runs from base 1 to 648 and encodes 215 amino acids. The transcript has a single exon.